AUGGAAUGUCCUAAGUGUGGAAGAUCACAUCCAGGAGAAUACUUGUACGGUAAGAACACAUGCUUUUGGUGUAAGAUAUCGGGACACAUGAGUCAAGAUUGUCCACAAAGGAAAAUGAAGGGGUUAGCCAACUCAAACGGCUCACCCACUGGAAGAGUCUACACUCUUAAUGCUAAGAAGGCUAAGGGAAACAACAACUUGAUUGUCGGUCUCAAAUUAACUGAAAUUACACUUCCCAUGGUUGUCUCUACAACGGCUAAGAGUAAUGUCGAAACCUCUUAUGUUUGUAAGAGUUGUCAUCUCAUUGUAUCUGAUAGAGUCUAUCCAACUGAUUUGUUUUGUCUACCUUUGAAAGGAAUGGAUGUCAUCUUAGGAAUGGAUUGGCUUUCAGCUAAUUGUAUACUUGUAGGUUGUAAAGAAAAUUUUUUGUAUUUUCGUCCUGCUAUAUUAAGUAGAAAUGAAAUUGAUUCCAUUCUACUUCCUAGUGUGUCUAACCUCUUAUAA
Messenger RNA from Cicer arietinum (chickpea), 504 nucleotides. NCBI's taxonomy places the organism in Eukaryota, Viridiplantae, Streptophyta, Magnoliopsida, Fabales, Fabaceae. The record is from RefSeq and is a predicted model, not a curated record.